This is a messenger RNA of Saimiri boliviensis boliviensis (Bolivian squirrel monkey), 399 nucleotides long. The record is from RefSeq and is a predicted model, not a curated record. NCBI's taxonomy places the organism in Eukaryota, Metazoa, Chordata, Mammalia, Primates, Cebidae.
AUGACAGACAAGGUUCUAAACACCUCCCAGUCUCCACAUCAGUUAACUUCUCAUGAAGAGCUGAUCAGAAAGGUGAUGCUGAGGAAAGCAGACAUUGCCCUCACCAAGAGAGCGGGAGAACUCGCUGAGGAUGAGGUGGAAUGUGUGAUCACCCUUACGCAGAAUCCACGCCAGUACAAGGUCCUAGACUUGUUCUUGAAAAGACAGAAGAAUGUAAAGGAUGGGAAAUAUAGCCGGGUCCUAGCCAAUGGUUUGGACAACAAGCUCCGUGAAGACCUGGAGCGACUGAAGAAGAUUCCCCAUAGAGGGCUGCGCCACUUCUGCCUUUGUGUCCAAGGCCAGCACACCAAGACCAGUGGUCGCCGUGGCCACAUCGUGGCUAUAUCCAAGAAGAAGUAA